Messenger RNA from Sparassis crispa, 3312 nucleotides. RefSeq lists its product as hypothetical. NCBI's taxonomy places the organism in Eukaryota, Fungi, Basidiomycota, Agaricomycetes, Polyporales, Sparassidaceae. The record is from RefSeq and is a predicted model, not a curated record. Gene Ontology annotation, molecular function: protein tyrosine/serine/threonine phosphatase activity. Gene Ontology annotation, biological process: nuclear DNA replication; protein dephosphorylation. The transcript has 4 exons. Bases 1 to 3312 code for a protein of 1103 amino acids.
AUGACCAACGUCGACGACGUCCACGGCCUCGCCUACCCCGACGGCUUCCUCGACACCCUCCCCGUCCUCCACCACCGCCCGCCACCACCCCAGCCCACGCGCGUGCCCUACCCCUUCCUCGAGGGUUACAACUCCCCCCCAAUCCUCCGCUACCAACACCAGCCCAUCCGCGUCCUCGACGCCGACCGCUUCGCCGACGUGCACCUGCGGUACCUCACCACCCACGCCCCCGACCACGUCCUCUUCCCCUUCCUCCACGGCCUCGAGGGCGACAACGCCCAGCAGAACGCCUUCUUCACCUCCCCCCACAACUCCACCCCCAUCCCGCGCUUUCGCGGCCUCGUCUGGGUCGCUGCAGACGCCGACGACGCGGACGACGUCGACGCCGAGGACAUCGACGAGCUCGACGACGACGACUACUCCGAGUCCUCCUUCGACUCCGAGUCCGUGGGUCCCAUGGACAUCGACGACGACAGCAGCGUCGCGCGCGACCCCACCCUCGCCGGGCCCGUCGUCACGGGCUGCCCGCCCCCGCACGCGCUCCCCCCCGCCAAGGCGAAAGCCGUCGCGCCCGUUGCCGCCCCCCCGCUGCUUAGAGUGCACGUCGUGCCCGCCUCCGGCCCCACCCCGACGCCGACCCCGAAACCCCCUCCCGCGAUGCUGACGUCGUCCUUCCGCCCCCGCGAGCUGCUCAGGGCCGACGUCGACCUGUAUGGCAAGUCGUCGUAUGCGUUCGUGGAGCCGAAGGUGCCGGCUGGGAUUAGCUUGCGGAAUUUCGGGAUACAGGCGCCGAUCUAUGCGGCCCUGUCGGAUAUCAUCGUGUAUUCGCCGUAUGGGAACACGCGACACGCCGCGACGGUCGCGGAGCGGUUUGCGUCGGCGGUGGAGGCGAAGCGGGCGGCGCGGACGGCGCAGAUAGGGGCGGACCCUGGGGUAGGGUACAAUGUUUUCGUGCUGGAGGCGGGGCCAGCGGAGCUCGCGCGGGCGGUUCCGCAUGCGAUCAUGCGGCUAGAGCAGGGACCGACGGACGCGCAUACGGACGGGACGGAUGCGCACGCUCAUGGGGACUCGCGGCAGGGGAAACCGGCCCAGCUGCGCGCGAACACGGUCGACUUUACGCGGCGCGAGAAGGAGGAGAUGCGGGAUCUGACGCAGGCGAGCGAGAUUGUGUCGGUCGCGCCGGAGGAGGAGGAGGAGGGGGUUGCGCUGGAGACGUGGGAUCCGGAGACGGUGUGUGGGUCGACGCCGGCUAGUGUGUGGGAGCCCGCGCUUGGGCAGGUGUUCCUCGGCAACUCGAACGACGUGCCUCUUCCCCCGGACAGGCGGCUGCGUGUGCGCUCGGCUGCGAUGGAGGAUGAUGAGGACGAUUGGGACUGGCGCGGGGACAACGAUCCGGCGAAUGGGAAGGGCUUCGAUAUCUGCAUCGAGUGUCACGACUUUGCGCCCUUCCCGAGUACCGCGCAUGUGCGGGCGGCGGAGGAGCAUGUUGCUGCGCUAGAGAGACGGUGGAUCGCCCGGUGUCUUGCCCAGGAGGAGCGUGGUGGUCAAGAUGUCAAGAUGGACUUGGAUGGUGGUGACGAGGAGUCGAAGUCGAUACCACCGCGUCCGCCACCCAGCGCUGCGGCGGUCGUGCACCUGCCGUUCCCCAGUUCCCCGCCGUCGUCGCCUACCACGCUUGCUACGCUGAUUCCCUUCCUUGCCUUUAUAGAGCGCAUGAUACAGCCCGCCACUCGCAUACCCCGCGGCGCUGCGCGUGAACAACUGAAUCCGCGUCCGCCGUCGUUCAUACCCCUCCACGUCCAGACGUCGGUGCCGCCUGCUUUUGGGCCGAGCUCGCUCCCGCCCCCAAGCGCGUUCCCGAAGUCUUUCUUCGACAAGGACGAACCUGCUGCGGCGUAUACGCGCGUGCGGUCGACGUCCGCGACGUUCCUCCCGUCCUCGCCGUCGCCAUCCACCUCUUCUUCGUCAUCCGAUGGUCACUCGUCUCCUUCGACUGCGCCCACCUCUCGGCAUCCGUCCGCCUCUUCCUCGCAAGGACCGAUUGCGCCGAUGGAGCUGCGCACGCGGCCGUUGAAAAUACUGAUAUAUUCCGCAGAUGGGUACACGGAGUCUUCUGUGCUUGCGCUGUGUCUGCUGAUGGCGCUCCGCGGGAUCUCGCUGCCUGAGGCGUACCUCGUGCUGCAGGUGGAGAAGCGGCGGUCGUUUUUUGUGUACCCCAACGAUCUGAGCGUGCUGCGGCGAGUGGAGCAGCGGCUGGAGAAGGAUAGGGCUGCGAGGGAUGCGAGGGCGCGGACGGGUUUGUUGGGCGGUCGGCAGUGCGAGAGUCCGACUACCGGGGGGAACGUACAGAACUGCAAGGCUGGAGAGGAGGGUUCGCGUCCUGCGGGCCUGUCGGUGUCGUUCGCGCCUGCACCUGCGCAAGACCCUCCGCUUUCCGCGCUGUCGAUUGUGACGGCCGAGCAGGCGACUCACUCGCCAGGCCAUGGACGCCAUUUAUUGCGUGCGAUGUCCGAGUCUGAUGCGGGUGCGCUCGUACCCGGUGGGCCGUCUCAGAGCCAUUUGGGUCGGCCGCGGGCGAGUACGCUCCCGCUUCCGAUCUCGCCUUCUGCGGGUGAUCACCAUCUCUGGUUCGACGACCCUCGGUUCGAGGGGAGUUUCCCGAGCAGGGUGCUGCCGUUUUUGUACCUCGGGAACCUGAACCACGCGUCGAACGUCUUUAUGCUGCAUGCUCUGGGGAUCACACACGUCGUGUCCGUCGGCGAGUGCGCGCUUGUCCCGCCGCCGAACCUCGAAGCGUCGGCGUGCGGCGCUCCGUCCUCUCCGUCCUCGGGGGCGCACUUCGUGCCGGGUAAGGGCCCGGGUGGGCACGGCUCGCUGUGGAUCGAGGAGCGCGAGGGCCGGAUCAAGGUGCUCGACAUCAAGGGCGUGUGCGACGACGGCAUCGAUACGCUCGAGCCGCAGCUGGAGCCGAUCUGCCAGUGGAUCGACCGGGCGCGGGAGGAGGGGGGAAAGGUGCUCGUGCAUUGUCGGGUGGGGGUGUCGCGCUCUGCGACGGUCACUAUCGCGUAUGUGAUGAAGCACCUGAACCUGCCGCUGGUGGAUGCGUACCUGAUCGUGCGCUCGCGCCGCCUGAGCGUGCUUAUCCAGCCGAAUAUGCGGUUGUUGUAUAACCUGCUCGGGUGGGAGGUCAAGUUGGCGCGGGAGCGUGCGGGAGAGGACCCGGAUCGGUUGCGCGCGGAGCUGGCGCGUGCGCUCAACUGGCCGUAUCUCGCGAAGGAGGUGCACGCGCUCAAUGAGAAGUACCUCCAUUGA